Etheostoma cragini (Arkansas darter) is the source of this 4391-nucleotide messenger RNA. Its product is annotated as lysine-specific demethylase RSBN1L-like. The record is from RefSeq and is a predicted model, not a curated record. The coding region runs from base 47 to 3562 and encodes 1171 amino acids. Lineage: Eukaryota; Metazoa; Chordata; Actinopteri; Perciformes; Percidae. Gene Ontology annotation, cellular component: nucleus. The transcript has 8 exons.
CUCACGCACCAGUUACGUCUGACCGUAAAAAAUAGAAACUUCCAAGAUGGCCGAGGCCUUAGACUCCAUGCAUUUCGCAGCAAACAGCAAAACAAAUUCCCCUAAACCCCUGAUAGCUAAACGACCGCCGGAAAGCCGACCGCAGUCUUCCAGCGAGAUUUACCCACCGCCCCCUAAGAAGGUCCGGGUGGAGGAGAAGGGCCUGAAACACAGGAAACUGAACGGAGAGGCGUGCGCAGGGGAAAAACACAACGGGAAGCAGAGUUGUGGGAGCCCAGCGAAAUGGAGUUUCGGCCCGGCCAAGGCGAGCCACUCCACCGCCGUGGCGGUGCCCGCUACUCCCGCUCGGAAAAUAUUCAAAAUCAGCAACUUCCUCGCCUCGCCUCACAAAGUUAAAAAGGCGAAAGAGAAACGGCACAAGGAGAAGGAGAAAACCAGUGAAGCGCAGCGAAGCUCGGUCGUUAGUCUGGAGGGAGUGAUCCCAGCUAGCUGCCAUACAAAGACCGAGAACGGCGACGUGAAAAUGCUACAGAGAGAUCAACAUGUAAAGGAGAAAGACCGAGAGAAGAAGAAGGAAAAGAGUAAAGAGUGGAAAAAUCACAAAUUGCCACCUGUACAUGACAUUGCAAGAGAAAACGGAGAAGUGAUGUCUCCACAGAAAGAGUCGAAGGAUACGCCUAAAGCUGGUUCUGAGGAAGACCUCCUGCUGAAGAAACUCAAAAGGAAGAAGAAAAAGAAGCACAAAGAUGGUGAGCGAGUUAAGGAGCGGCACAGUCGACCUAAAAUGUAUCAUCGCUCAUGCCAGACGGUAUGUUCAGGAGUGUCUCUGGGUCCGCCUGAGUUCCUCAGUCGAAUUAAUGGGAACAACAGCAGUCUACUCCACACCUCUGCUGCAGCACCACAACAACACUACCAGGAUCCUCCUGGUGCUGCCGCUACCUCUGCCUCCAUCUCCUCUAUGGUCAGAGACAGGAUCGGCUACAGCUCCCCGCUCCACUGCACCCCAGUGCCAGGCAUGUCAGGUCUGGAAUUUGGCCAUCUGAUCCACAUCGAGCAGCAGGCCAACGGCGGGGCGUCUGUAGCACACGCCUACACCGAGCAGCUCUCCUGCCUGUCUCCGGCUGAGAUGCAGCGUUUUGCCCAGGAGUUUGUGACUCUGUCGUUCAGCGAGGACGAAGCCCAGGCUGCAGGUUUUGUGAUGGGAAUCGUCCAUGGAGCGGCAUCCUACCUCCCAGACUUCCUGGACUACUUCUCCUACAAGUUCCCCAAUGCGCCAGUAAAGAUGGAGGUGCUUGGGAAGAAAGACAUAGAGACGACAACCAUGGUCAACUUCCACUCUCAGGUGAAACGGACAUAUUCCCAGGGAACGUACCGUGCCGGGGCCAUGCGGCAGGUCAGUCUGGUAGGUGCUGUGGACGAAGAGGUUGGAGACUACUUCCCUGAGUUCAUCAGCAUGUUAGAGGAAUCUCCCUUUCUGGAGCGGACUCUGCCCUGGGGGACAUUUUCCAGUCUGCGGCUGCAAAGCCCCACUGAGAGCGAUGAUGGCCCUAUUAUGUGGGUCAGACCAGGAGAACAGAUGAUCCCUAUGGCAGACAUGCCAAAAUCACCCUUCAAAAGGAAAAGGUCCACCAAUGAGAUAAAGAACCUGCAGUAUCUACCCAGAGCCAGUGAGCCCAGGGAGAUGCUGUUUGAGGACCGGACAAGAGCCCACGCAGACCACAUCGGUCAGGGGUUCGAGAGACAAACUACUGCUGCUGUAGGUGUGCUAAAGGCUGUGCGCUGCGGAGAGGAGAGUGACUCUCCUGCCCGGAUCACCAAAGACGUUGUGUGUUUCCACGCUGGAGAUUUCCCAGAUGUGGUCAUGAGGCUGCAGCUGGACCUUCACGAACCUCCGCUGUCUCAGUGUGUACAGUGGAUCGAUGAUGCCAAACUGAACCAGCUAAGGAGGGAGGGGAUCCGAUACGCCCGAAUCCAACUCUACCACGACGAUAUCUACUUCAUUCCCAGAGGAGUUGUCCACCAGUUCAAAACUGUGUCUGCAGUAUGCAGUCUGGCCUGGCAUAUCCGACUCAAACAGUAUCACCAACACGAAGAGGAGGAUGAGGAAGUGGUGCAAGAAGAGGAGAAGUGUACACCUAGAAAAGUAACACUUCUUAUCAAAGAAGAGGAGGAAGACGAGGUUGAGGGAAAGGAUUGUGAGCCUGUGAAAAAACUGAACGAUGAGGACAACAAAGGAGGGGAGUGGCCAACCUCAAAAACUCCAACACAGAUUUUCAAGGAAGAAGCACAGGAGAACGGAGCCGAGAUGAAGGGGUUGUCAACGACACAGUCGCUACCUUUCGUCAAGAAGGAGAGAGAUGAAGGUGUACUCACUCAAACACUAAUGGAGCCCAAAGCUGAAGAUGAAGAAGGGAAGGUAGGGGCAGAUGGAGGCGCAGACAUGUGCCAGCCACUGCAGAAGGGCCAUGAUGAGGGUGGAGUGGACAGUGCAUCCUUAAAGUCACAACAGCAAAUUAGGAAGGAGAAUGAUGUGGAGGAAGAGAGGCAGCAAAAGACAACUGUACCAGGUCAAGGUCUAAAAGAUAAAACUAAAGAUAGUAUAUUGAGCACUUACAACACACCACAAAUAAAAAAGGAUAAAGGAAAAAGAGACAAAGAUGAAAAGGAGAGGGUUAAAGAGAAGAAAGACAAAGAUAGGAGUAAAGAGAAGGAAAGGGAUAAAAAGGAUAGAGGCAAAGACAGGGAUAGAGAGAAGGACAGGGUUAGAGAGCAGGAGCAGGUUAAGGCCGAGGGAGGAAGAGAGGGUGGUACAUCUAUGCAGCCAUUGCCGCAGAUGAGGAAAAAAGAGGAUGAGGAGCGGACAAGAGAGGGCAGUAAAGCCUCUCAAACUCCCCUGCCUGCACAGAGAGACGAGAAGUGGGCCAAGGAGUGGGACUCAAAGACCACACCCCAGGUUAAGAGAGAGAAGGAGCAUGAUAAAGACAGAGGAGGCACACAGGGAGUGUCGCACUUACGGCCAGACAGAGAGGAGACUCGAGAACCGUGUCAUAAAAUCAAGUCUUCACACGGUAAGAAAGAGAAAAGCGGGCACAGGGAAGGCAAAGAGGGCAAUAUGUCGAGUAUGCAGGGGGUGCAGGCAAAGUUAGGGAGAGAAGAAGGGAAGACUCCCAAGUCUGCAAACAUUCAUGUUAAGAAAGAUGGAAAGAAGGAAAAAGACAUCAACAGUAAAGAGGAGAGGAAGAAACCUGCCUCUGGUCCUGUGCCACCAGAACACAAACCACCAAGGACGCUUAUCACCUUUGACCUCUUUAAGCCGAUGGAGGCUCACCAAACUCUUGCCCUUUCCUUCACAGAAAGUCGACCUAAAACCCACCAUCACAGUGUCUCUCGAGGCUCUUCCUCUAAGCCCGGAUCUGACAGUCGGACAGUUGUGCCCUCUAAAGGUCCAAAAGUGCAGGGUAAACCUGCCACCUCCCUACAGGACACUCGGCCACAGCAGCACCCGUUAAAACAGCCCCUAAAAACACACACACCCCACACACAGAAAGAAUUCUUAAUAUGAAUGUCUAGAAGUCUAGUCUUCGUUUUUUACUGUACAACUUACGGCGAGGCUUUGUUAAAGUAUUUGAAAAUGCAUCCUUCCUUCAGACAUCAACUGGUCUCUCUAAUUUGUAAUCAAUGAGCGGGGGGCAUUCCAUUUCUUUGCUGACACAGCCACAUUACACCAGUGACGUAGUGAAAAGAGGAUGCACUCCCCAAGUAUUUUAUCACUGCCUAAGAAUGUAAGCUAAGUAGCUCACUUCACGUUUGUUAGCGAAUGUAUGUAGGCUCUAUAUAAUAUGUUUAUGUGACCCAUGUGUCGGUGCCUGUGCACUACUUAGCUUCCCUCUUAAAGCACCUAUUUUAGGUACUGGACGAGCCAAUCUGAAAACAACCAUCCUUACUCCCUGCUAUAGCAAUUACCUAUGUUCACUGUUCUGGACAUUGCAGCAAGUCACCAAGCUUCUGCUGAAAUCCUCUUUGCCAUGUUGCUUUGAUCUAUGGGGUUAGUGGUUUAUAACACUCCAAACUCGGAGCAAGUAGUUGUUUUCAGAAUGGACGUUGUUCACACACGCUCACACAGGGCUGUAAAUGCUGUAUGUACCAAAACUGUACAGUAUAGAUGUUAUUAGCACCAAUGUGAGAAAAUGUAUACAUAAAUUGCAUAUAUAUUUUUUGUAAGACAAGUUUUAUUUUCCAUAGAACUUAUUUAUAUCAUUUACUGUCUGUUUUUAUUUGAAACCAAUGUAUGUGAACAUUUUGUUGUAAAUACCUUUUAUUUCCUAAGAUAAGACUUGGUAGUGUGAUUUAUACUCUGAUCAGAACCUCAAUAAAUGGUUCAAAAAUAUUGA